AUGGGAGCUGAGCUUGGAGGCGCAGCUGGCCAAGAUGAAAUCCUGAAUAUAUUCAACCUUGGAGAGGCUGCGCUACCUCUUCGUCUCAAAGAUGACACUUCACCCCAUUCCAUCCCCGAUGAAAUAUUGAAAAAUUUUAGAGUCUUACAAGACGCUGGAUACGACUGGAACAACGAACAGUACUGCAGAUUGCGAGCAGAGCUUGUCAUGAUACCUGCAUGGGUUCAGGCACGACGUAAUGCAAACGUCCCUUUGCGGUCAUCCACUAGAGGCGCUCCCAAGAAAGAACAUCCUGCCUCCAUGACACCGAUGAGACGUGAUACUGAUGCUGAGGCCCCUCGACGAGAUCCGAACAUGUUUCACGAAUAUGAUUUGCGAGCUGAGAUCAAUCUCCCGGUCUCUGGUGUUCCCUAUGUGUUCACUGGUCGCGCUGACUGGGCAGCGGGGCACACUGGUCGUGGGUUUUCAGACUCCGUCUUGGUUUGUGUCGAGGCUCAGAAGAAAGAAACCCUUGGGAAUGCUGAGCUGCAGUUGACUGACUGCCUUUUGACCUCAGACGGCACGCUACACUCUAGCAAAACUUAUGAUACUGUGGAUGAGAAGGAUCUUGAGAUUGUGUAUAAUUUCACGGUCCAUCAAGUGGAAACUGCAAUUAAUUUGUCUCCGGCAAGCACACCAGCCAAAGAAUCACGCACGGAAAAGGAAGAGGCGGUUAAGACUUAUGCACAAGACACAUUUUGGGAGAUAUUCGAGCCACCUCGGUACUGCCCAGACGGCGAAGAAGAAGAAGAACGGCCAGAUUUAGAUCUCGAUCCCUUUUCAUUGCAAGAGAGGCAUGCUGAAGUGAACUUUAUCUUUUCCUUUCUCACUUUACAGACCUGCAUCAUCUACAGCGAUUGA
Messenger RNA from Aspergillus alliaceus, 900 nucleotides. RefSeq lists its product as uncharacterized. The transcript is spliced from 3 exons. Lineage: Eukaryota; Fungi; Ascomycota; Eurotiomycetes; Eurotiales; Aspergillaceae. The coding region runs from base 1 to 900 and encodes 299 amino acids. The record is from RefSeq and is a predicted model, not a curated record.